AUGAGCGAUUCAAUUAAUUCGUCAGAUAAAGUAGCAGAAAAUGAUUUAUUAAAUAUGACCGAUAAUGUUAUUAAUGAAACAUCAGAACUUGCUACGGAAGUGUGUAAUGUGACAGAUCAGUGGUCUAUUGUUUACUUCGAAUCUGAUGAAGAAGAGAAUGUCGAAGGUUUCAGUGAUCUGAUUCCAUCUUCGUGGAUUACGAUGAUGGGAACACAUAGUUGGUAUCCAAUGAAUGAACAUAAAACAACAAUACAUAAAUUAGUAAAACAUUGUACAAAAGCAAAUCCAAAGUGGAAUUGCUUUUCUAUCAAGAAGACACAAGAAAGCAUUGGAAACUAUGAUCGUGGGAUGAAAAUGCUUGUAAAAAUUGAAAAAAAUCCUAAUGCUACACUAUAUUCAGAUGUUGAAGAAAAAGGGAAAGGAAAACGAUUGAAAAGACCCAUCAAGUAUAAUUGA
This is a messenger RNA of Trachymyrmex cornetzi, 456 nucleotides long. RefSeq lists its product as uncharacterized. Bases 1 to 456 code for a protein of 151 amino acids. The record is from RefSeq and is a predicted model, not a curated record. The transcript has 2 exons. NCBI's taxonomy places the organism in Eukaryota, Metazoa, Arthropoda, Insecta, Hymenoptera, Formicidae.